Molecule: messenger RNA, 468 nt
Organism: Charadrius vociferus (killdeer)
Lineage: Eukaryota; Metazoa; Chordata; Aves; Charadriiformes; Charadriidae
Product: E3 ubiquitin-protein ligase TRIM39-like
Exons: 5
Coding region: 1-468 (155 amino acids)
Source: RefSeq, a predicted model, not a curated record
AUGGAGUCGGCACAUCAGAAGGAAGGGAACAUUGAAGGGUGGAUCAAGGAUGGAGAGCACUCAGGACUUUCAAGCCUGGAAGACCUGAAAAAUGAGAUUGAGAAGAGGCAGGCAAAAAACGCCACCAAACUCUCGGAGAUUUCCCAGCUGGACACCCCGACACAAGGGCAAGAAGAGAAGAAUCGGCAAUCGGAUGUGAAAAGCACCAUCAGCAGGUGUGGGAAAGUGACUUUCCAGUUGCCAACAGACGUUUCUCCGGAGUCGGAAGAAAGAGUCUGUCACUUCUCGUGGAGGAACAGCGCUCUGAAGGAAACUCUGAAGAAGCUACAAGCCAUCGUGACCUUGGACCCCGACACGGCUCACCCCGACCUCAUCCUCUCCGAGGACCGUAAGAGCGUGAGACGCGGGGAAAGACGACGGGACCUGCCAAAUAACCCGGAGCGAUUUGACUACUGGCCCUUCGUGUGA